Molecule: messenger RNA, 635 nt
Organism: Paramuricea clavata
Lineage: Eukaryota; Metazoa; Cnidaria; Anthozoa; Malacalcyonacea; Plexauridae
Source: the annotation of a GenBank genome assembly
AUGAAAGUCAGCUUCGCAGUUCAAGUGUUGAGCAAUACAGUGGCCGAAGCUCUCAAGCGGCACUAUUUAUCAGGAGAGGCAAGUGAAACAGCCAAGUUUUGUCAAAUGAUGAACGACUUCUUUGAUUGCAUGAAUGUCCAUUCAACUUCAGAGCAUCAAAGAAAGCGCAAUCCACGACUGGCUCCAUACCAACACAUAGAUGAUAGCAGGUUUGAUUGCCUAAACAAUAAAUUCUUACAAUACUUGACAAGCUGGAAAUCAUCGAUUGAUUCGAGAGGUCCAUUCUCAGAUGAUGACAAAGGGCGUAUGUUCUUGAGUGUCCAAACCUUCACUGGCCUGAAGAUGAUGGUAAAUUCAGUUGUUGCCCUGACAAGGUUUUUGUUGAGCGAAGGAUUCGAGUUUGUGCUCACAGAGCAUUUUUGCCAGGUGUCGAAGAGUAUGAUGUCGAAGAGUACUUUGGUUACCAGCGAGCACAAGGAAGAAGAAAUGAUAACCCAACAGCAGUUGCGUUCGGGUAUAAUGACCUCAAGAUUGCAACGUUGAGAGAUGUUGCACACCACACUCCAUUGAAGGAAAUGUUUCUGGAUGACAUUUCUGGUAAGCGAAGCAAGAACAAAAAACCAACCAAGAAAUAG